UGCCUUUCAAUUCCGUAGACUCUCCUCACCACACUUCUACUUCUACCACCACCACCACCACCACCACCGCCGCCGCCAUCGAUCACCACCAGAGGUCUAUCACCUUGCUCAUCCUUCAACCACCCCUCGCUGGUGUACUCAACUCUACCCACAAUGGCACUUCUUACCAACUACGACGGCAGCCUCCUCGAAUCCGGGUGGCCCAGUAACGUCAUGACGGCCACAGGAACCAACUCAAAGCUGGCACCCUUCGCCGACGAUUUCUCCUUCGAGUCCGUCGCGCACGUCUCCGAUGCGUCCGGUCAGGGCUACUAUUCCAACUACAUGGAUUCGCCCACCCUGCCCCCCGCCCAAGUCUUUGACACUGGCCUCCCCACUCACAGCCACCACUCGAGCGGUGCGGGAGUCACUGUGGCGCCAAUGCCCGUGCCGCCUGCGCCCAUCAAUGGCAACACACUUUCGGCCAACCUCCAGCGCGUGGUCGAUGCCAACGCCAACGCCAACGCCGGCGCCAACGCUCUGCAGCUCGACACGGCGACCCUCACCCCCUCGGGCUCGCCGCGUACCAACGGCUACCCGAGCCCGUCGUUCGAGUUCUCGCCUACUCCAGGCCUCACCCACCAGACUGUGCGGACCCCUGGUCCGCGCAGCCACUCGCGCUGCUCCUCGCGCUCCUCCGACGGCCUCGCGAGCGGCCUCACCUCGGUCGUCGUGACUCCUGGCGGCGGCUCUCCCAUCCUCCCCAUCCGCACGGCGCUCGGCGGCGGCGGACGCAAGAACUCGGCCGUCGCCAACGGCACAUUCAUCCCCAAGAAGACGCACAUGUGCCCGUACGAGGCCUGCGAGCGCCACACGCGCACGUUCCGCUCGAACGCGGAUCUGCAGCGCCACAUCCGCUCGCACAAAGGCGAAAAGCCCCACAAGUGUCCCUCCCACGACUGCCAGAAAGCCUACGGCCAGCAGAACAAGAUGGUCAAGCACGUCGAGAGCCAGCACCCGCACCUGCUCCCCAUGGUCGAGCUGGGCCGCACACGCACGCGCCGCACCGCCCUGCCGCGCACCGUCAACGUGCGCCACGUCGGCGUCGCUUCGCCGUUCGCCAAGCCCUCGGCACUCGCCUACUCGUACCCCAGCACGCCGGUGCAGUCGCCGCCCCUCACCACGGCCCCGCCCUCCGCCGGCUCGCUGUACAACAGCCCCCUCAACUUUGCGCACUCGCGCGCGGCGCCCUACCCGCCCCGCUCCGGCCACCAGCUGCACCAGAUGGCGCGCACCCACAGCACAGGCAGCACGGGGUCGGCCAGCGGCCUCGGCGCCGGCUUCCAGCUCCCGCCCUCGUUCGGGUCGCAGUACUGCGCGUCUGGCUCCAUGACGUGGUGGAACCCCACGUCAUGAGCUGCAAGUCAAGCUCCGCCUGAUCAGAGCAAAGCUCCCACACCCUGUACCAUCCCACUCCGACACCAUGCUAGCGAACCCCCUCCCACCGCCCA
Molecule: messenger RNA, 1490 nt
Organism: Cutaneotrichosporon oleaginosum
Lineage: Eukaryota; Fungi; Basidiomycota; Tremellomycetes; Trichosporonales; Trichosporonaceae
Biological process (GO): regulation of transcription by RNA polymerase II
Cellular component (GO): transcription regulator complex; PcG protein complex; chromatin
Molecular function (GO): DNA-binding transcription factor activity, RNA polymerase II-specific; RNA polymerase II cis-regulatory region sequence-specific DNA binding
Source: RefSeq, a predicted model, not a curated record